Meyerozyma guilliermondii ATCC 6260 is the source of this 1170-nucleotide messenger RNA. It is a transcript of the gene RPL3, whose product is annotated as 60S ribosomal protein uL3. The coding region runs from base 1 to 1170 and encodes 389 amino acids. Gene Ontology annotation, biological process: ribosomal large subunit assembly; translation. Lineage: Eukaryota; Fungi; Ascomycota; Pichiomycetes; Serinales; Debaryomycetaceae. The record is from RefSeq and is a predicted model, not a curated record. Gene Ontology annotation, cellular component: cytosolic large ribosomal subunit; ribosome. The transcript has a single exon. Gene Ontology annotation, molecular function: structural constituent of ribosome; RNA binding.
AUGUCUCACAGAAAGUUCGAAGCACCACGUCACGGAUCCUUGGGUUUCCUCCCAAGAAAGAGAGCCGCCAAGCAAAGAGGAAGAGUUAAGUCUUUCCCAAAGGAUGUCAAGUCUAAGCCUGUUGCUUUGACUGCUUUCUUGGGUUACAAGGCCGGUAUGACCACCAUCGUCAGAGACUUGGACCGUCCAGGUUCGAAGAUGCACAAGCGUGAGAUCGUCGAGGCCGCCACCGUUGUUGACACUCCACCAUUGGUUAUCGUUGGUGUUGUUGGUUACGUCGAGACCCCAAGAGGUUUGAGAUCUUUGACCACUGUGUGGGCCGAGCACUUGUCUGAGGAAAUCAAGAGAAGAUUCUACAAGAACUGGUUCAAGUCCAAGAAGAAGGCUUUCACCAAGUACUCCGCCAAGUACGCUCAAGAUGGUGCUCAAAUUGAAAAGGAGUUGGCCAGAAUCACCAAGUACGCUUCUGUCGUUAGAGUGUUGGCUCACACCCAAGUCAAGAAGACUCCAUUGUCGCAGAAGAAGGCUCACUUGGCUGAAAUUCAAGUCAACGGUGGUUCUAUUGCCGACAAGGUCCAAUGGGCUAAGGAGCACUUUGAGAAGACCGUCACUGUUGACUCUGUUUUCGAGCAAAACGAAAUGAUUGACGUUAUUGCUGUUACCAGAGGUCACGGUUUCGAGGGUGUUACUCACAGAUGGGGUACCAAGAAAUUGCCAAGAAAGACUCACAGAGGUUUGAGAAAGGUUGCUUGUAUUGGUGCUUGGCAUCCAGCUAAUGUUAACUGGACUGUUGCUAGAGCUGGUCAAAACGGUUACCACCACAGAACCUCUAUUAACCACAAGGUUUACAGAGUUGGUUCCGGUGCUGACGAGUCCAACGGUGCUACCGAAUUCGACAGAACCAAGAAAUCCAUUAACCCAAUGGGUGGUUUCGUUAGAUACGGUAACGUUAACAACGAUUUCGUUAUGGUUAAGGGUUCUAUUCCAGGUACCAAGAAGAGAGUUGUUACUUUGAGAAAGUCCUUGUACGUUGACACCUCCAGAAAGGCUUUGGAACAAGUCAACUUGAAAUGGAUUGACACUGCCUCAAAGUUCGGUAAGGGUAGAUUCCAAACCCCAGCUGAGAAGCACGCUUUCAUGGGUACUUUGAAGAAGGACUUGGAAAACUAA